UAGACAUAGACCUAACGCUCCUUCAUCCCACACCUCAAUCCCUGUAUUUUCCUUCGUCAUGCUCUACUCAUGUUCACCGAGGUCGUUGCAUUGGUCUGCAUCGCGUGGUAUAUUUUCAUAGCCUGCGUCUGCACAAUCGGGUACAUUUGCCUUUUCCGCUACUACAGUCGAGUCCCUGCUUCUGCAGCGGUCUUGUCCAAAAACGAGAAAGACAUCCCCCUUGUCACAGCCAUCCGGCCUUGCAAAGGCCUCGAGCCGUACCUCUACGAAUGUCUCGCGUCCACAUUCCUACAAAAAUACCCUGCAGACAAGUUAACAGUGUACUUCUGCGUCUCCUCACGUUCGGACGCAGCAUAUGAAACCAUUGAGAAAGUGGUCAGAGACUACCACAACUACGAUGCAAGAAUCUUCAUCGAAGAGGAGGACGAUGAUGCUGCCAGACAUGACGCUCACCGAACCUUCCUGGGGCCGAAUCCCAAGAUCAGAAACAUGAGCAGAGCAUAUCGCGAAGCCAAAGGCGACCUUAUAUGGAUCAUUGACUGCAAUGUGUGGGUGGGCGGAGGAAUUUGCGGUCGCAUGGUCGACCAACUGUGCGGCUUCUCUGUGCCAGGAGAACCGGCCGGAACACCGCAUAAAUUGGUUCACCACCUUCCCAUCUCCGUCGACGUGGACAACUACUCGAAGGGCAGACCAAGAACCGACUCUUCGUCCUACGAUGAGACACCCACGACAGCUCUAAUCUCAGACACGGGCCGUUCCAGCACCCUGAAGAAGAUCAACCGCUAUGGUGGCCGCCUGGAAGAGCUGUUCCUCGCUUCCUCCCACGCGAAGAUGUACAUCGCCAUCAACACGGUCGCUGUUGCCCCUUGCAUCGUCGGCAAAUCCAACAUGUUCCGCCGCUCGCACCUGGACCAUCUCACUUCUGAGCGCGCCAGAAUCGAAGAUCACACGACUCCAACCCUCGCAAGGACAGGCAUCGACUAUUUCUCCAGCAACAUCUGCGAAGACCACCUCAUCGGUGACAUGCUAUGGAAAUCCAAAGUCCCACAAAUUGCUGGCUAUCCAAAGAGAAUGCGCAAUCACGGUCUUGUGCUGGGCGAUGUGGCCAUCCAACCUAUCGCUGGCAUGAGCGUGGCCAAUUACGUUGCUCGCCGCGUGCGGUGGCUCAGAGUCCGCAAGUUCACCGUCCCCGUAGCGACGCUCGUCGAACCUGGCACCGAGAGUUUCUUGUGUUCAGCGUACGGCGCGUUUGGGAUUACCACCCUACCGUCAACACGCGCGAUAUUCGGGGACACAUGGGCCUGGUUCUGCUUCUGGUGGCUGAUCAGUGUCACUGUCUGGGCUGCAGUAGACUGGACCGUCUACUUGCUGCUGCAUUCUGGUUGCACGGUAGAAAACGCAGGAUCAGAUGUCGAUAUACCCGACUUCGCAAAGCCGGUCAUCCAUUCCCAAUACCAGGCUCGACGGCCGUUCAAAGAAUGGCUAUCCGCAUGGCUCGGUCGAGAAGCGCUAGCACUUCCCAUAUGGUCGUGGGCAAUCUGGGGCGGUGCGAGCGUGACGUGGCGCGACCGCCGGUUUUGGGUUGGCAUGGAUAUGAAGGUUCAUGAGAUACACGAGACGAGUGAUGAUGGGAACGCCACCCUGAGGCACGUAAAUGCUAACAACCAUACCAACGGGAACGUUAAUGUCGACGGGAAAAAGAGGUUGGAUUGAUGCAGUAAGCCAUGGCCCUUUUUCGAUUGAAGACAUACCUGAGAAUGGAACGUGUGCCACCAUGAAUAUCAGACCAUGACCAAUCCUAGAUUGUCCCAUUGAAGCCCCACGGCAGCUAUGUUUAUAUACAACUUUCAUGCCAAACGUCUAUCGGCAUCUGGAGUGCCUUUUCUCUUUGCUAUAUGAAUCAGGAGCCGGAGCGACCGUGAGCCAGACCACCUUUAAAUGAAGA
This is a messenger RNA of Exophiala xenobiotica, 1945 nucleotides long. RefSeq lists its product as uncharacterized. The transcript has 2 exons. The record is from RefSeq and is a predicted model, not a curated record. NCBI's taxonomy places the organism in Eukaryota, Fungi, Ascomycota, Eurotiomycetes, Chaetothyriales, Herpotrichiellaceae. Bases 70 to 1713 code for a protein of 547 amino acids. Gene Ontology annotation, cellular component: membrane. Gene Ontology annotation, biological process: glucosylceramide biosynthetic process. Gene Ontology annotation, molecular function: ceramide glucosyltransferase activity.